Messenger RNA from Oryzias latipes (Japanese medaka), 1209 nucleotides. RefSeq names its product troponin I type 1b (skeletal, slow) (gene tnni1b). Gene Ontology annotation, cellular component: troponin complex. The record is from RefSeq and is a predicted model, not a curated record. Lineage: Eukaryota; Metazoa; Chordata; Actinopteri; Beloniformes; Adrianichthyidae. Gene Ontology annotation, biological process: skeletal muscle contraction; cardiac muscle contraction.
UCUAUUUAGGUCUCAGCCUGAUAGAAAAGUUGAGGUUUAGCUCAUCGCUUCACUCCAACACACUGUGUUUCAGCAUCCACAACACCGACCACAAAGGGGAAUUAACAUACCCAAGAUGCUUGAAAAAGUACCAGAGAGGAAAUCUAAAAUCUCGGCCUCUCGAAAGCUCAUGCUAAAGAGCUUAAUGGUUGCCAAGGCCAAGGAGGAUCUGGAGCAGGAGUUGGUGGAAAAAGAGGAGCAAAAGGCAAAGUACCUGGAAGAGAAAUCUCCUCCAGUACAGACCAGUGGCUUGUCUCUGUCAGAACUGCAGGCAUUAUGUGAAGAGCUGCACGCCAAAAUAGAUGUAGUGGAUGAAGAGCGGUAUGACAUCGAAGCCAAGGUGUUGCACAACACCAGAGAGAUCAAAGACCUGAACAUCAAGGUCCAGGACUUGAGAGGAAAGUUUAAAAGGCCAAAUCUACGAAGGGUGAGGGUUUCUGCUGAUGCUAUCCUUCGAUCCCUUCUGGGUUCCAAACACAAAGUGUCUAUGGAUUUGCGAGCAAACCUCAAAUCUGUCAAGAAGGAGGAUGCAGAAAAGGAGAAGACGGUGGAGGUGAGUGACUGGAGGAAAAAUGUGGAGGCAAAGUCCGGCAUGGAAGGCCGCAAGAAGAUGUUUGAUGCAGCAAAGGGCCAAACCCAGUGAACAAGAUAUCUGUUCAGAUAGAGUGAUUUUUUUUACUACCUUAUAUUAAGACUUUCCUUUAAAAUCGCAUGAAGCCUAAACACAGGAAUUCUCACAUUUCAAAUGCUUCAACAAAAUGUUUUCAAGGAUCUUGUAUUCAAUUUUACUUUUAACAAUAGAACAAAUGACAAUAGAUUAGUAAUGGUGUCACUUUUUGCCUUUUAUUCGCUUUCGUCUCUUUUUACUUUAUUACUGUUAUAAUAUUUUAUUUAAACAAAGUUAAUAAAGCUAAUCAACAAGGUCACAGUAGUUAAACAGAAGUCAUAUUGUUGACAAUGUAACUGAUUUUCGGGGACUGUCCUCAAUGUUGAACAUCUGUGUAUGAGCUUUUGUAAUAACACACACACUGAGGGGAAUCUAAUGUAGUCCUUUUACUAAAACCAGGUAAUAAAAAUAAAAAUAAAAACACUGAUGUUGCAUUGCUGUUAAAUGAUCUGCAAGAGACAUUAGGCUUUUCAACAAUAAAAACCAUCCAGGGCCUUCAAAAA